AUGUUAAAUGAAGACUCGUUUAAAGAUAUUGUAGGCAGUGACAAUACCUUCAAUCCAAGCAAAUCCUACGCUUUUAAAAAUAAAUCAAGACCUUCUGGACUGACAUACGAUGUACCAAAGUAUUUAACGGUAAAAGGCUAUCUUGCCGAAGAUGCUUUUGAAAUAUUGCCUAAUAAAGGAGUUAGACAUGAAUUUGUACUGGGUAACACAGUAAAUAAUAAUGAAGCGCUCAAGAGUUCGGAUGGAAAGUAUCAUACUGGUCGACUGGGAUUUGCUAGCGCUAGUCAAUGGCGGUCGUCGGUGUUAUAUCAAUGGUGGAGAUAUUUUGAAAAUGAAAAUGUUUGUUUGCAUGUCACUGAAGACAAAGAUAAGAAGUAUGUUUUGAACAUUGUCAAACUUAUAAAUCUCAAUUUCAAUCAUAGUAGGCUAACCUCAUUAAGUUUAGGUUUAGUAGGCUUAGGGGUAGAAGAUUUAGUAGUAAUAGGCUUAGGCUUAGUGUGCUUAGGCUUAGAAUAGUUAGUAAGUAAAAAUUUUAUGGCUCAUUAUGUAAAAUAACAACAUAUAAAAAACAGUCGCUCGCGAGAAAAUAGAAUGAGAUUGCCGUACUCGCAGUAAUUUAUUGGGUCGUUUUACACCGAGGCAAAUAUUACAUAAAUCCAUAAAUGUUACAUAAUAAACAUUGCGCAACAAAAUUUCUUGCAAUUUCUCUAAAGCUAUCUUUUAUAUCGUCAACAUUGAGUAACACCGCACAGAUUUUGUGUCAUUUUCUUUAUAAUGCGUAACAUCGCUUGCAUAUAACAAAGUGGGUAGAGUAAGGUGGAUUAAAGCAGGAUAAAAUAAUAUUUUUUGUUACUUUAUCCUAGCUAAGGCAUUAAAUAAAGUAAACUAAAUUUCAGUGUAAAGCAAUCAGUGGUAGCGAUAGGAGUAACACCCCCAAAAAAUCGACUAUUUCUUUCUUACAAAAAUCCUCGAAACUCCGAUUGGAACCGUGCUUACAUAAGCGAUUUCACCGUAGAGAGUAAGCCUACAAGAUGGGCUAGCUCACAACUUAUGAUCGACUCAGCUAGCGACAAAAUACGCGUGCCACGUUGGACGUUCGACCGCGCAGUAGAAUUGUUUAACGCACAGUACGACAACAUUACAGCCGAAUACUAUGUGCAAUGUAACAAAGCCAAGUCACUUGGGUUCCAAAUUUCUAAUGCUACAAUCGAAAUUCCGUUUGAAAAUUUAGUAGAAAAGCUACACGGUGACAGUAGAUUCUGUAGAUUAUUAAUUGGAAAAGUGGACUGGGAUUUGAUCUAUCUUGGCAUGCCAUUCUUUAUUAAUCGAGGUGUUUGUAUGGACCAUUCUAAAGACAAUGUACUCAGCUUGUACGAUGCUGGAUAUAGGGAAAAUAAUGUCAUAUUUGAUAAUGCUGAAGAAAAUGGAGCUUAUGUCUGGCGACAUGACUACUGA
Molecule: messenger RNA, 1455 nt
Organism: Bursaphelenchus okinawaensis
Lineage: Eukaryota; Metazoa; Nematoda; Chromadorea; Rhabditida; Aphelenchoididae
Source: the annotation of a GenBank genome assembly